Molecule: messenger RNA, 633 nt
Organism: Orbicella faveolata
Lineage: Eukaryota; Metazoa; Cnidaria; Anthozoa; Scleractinia; Merulinidae
Source: RefSeq, a predicted model, not a curated record
AUGAGGACAUGUGGCAUACCAGAAAAGAUCAUAAGAGUAGUCCAACUUCUAUACCAAGAUAGUGAGUGUGCAGUUCUGGAUGGAGGCCACACAUCUGAGUGGUUUAAAGUCGAAACAGGUGUCAAGCAAGGGUGCAUGAUGUCUGGGUUCCUGUUUCUCCUUGCCAUUGACUGGAUAAUGUUCGAGACAACCAAGCAAGCCAACAUCAGAAUAAGAUGGAGGUUCAUGGACCAACUAGAAGAUCUUGACUUCGCCGAUGAUAUUGCUCUGAUCUCCACCACCCAACAUCAGAUGCAAAGGAAGACAGACAAGCUCACAGAAGCUGCCCAGAGAGAAGGUUUAAACGUCAGUAAGACCAAAACCCAAGUCAUGAGGCAAAACUGCAAGAACACAGAGCCAAUCAAGUUCCAAAAUGGCAACACCAUCAAAGGAACCAAGGAUUUCACCUAUCUAGGAGCUGUUGUAAGCUCAGAGGGAGGUUGUGACAAAGAUAUGGAUAGUAGGUUGAGUAAGGCCAAAGCAGCGUUCAGAAAGCUAAGGAGAAUAUGGAGCUCAAAGCAGUACAAUAGGAGUCAGUCCUUUUGUAUGGAAGUGAGACAUGGAAGACCAAUGUCCAAGACAAUAGAAAACUAG